Molecule: messenger RNA, 2331 nt
Organism: Adineta steineri
Lineage: Eukaryota; Metazoa; Rotifera; Eurotatoria; Adinetida; Adinetidae
Source: the annotation of a GenBank genome assembly
AUGACUGAAGAUAUGUUAAAAAAUGCAUCUGUGUCUUCAUCAGUUCGAGAGAAAAUUCAUAAAUAUAAUAUGCUUGCAAAUACCAAUGGAAAAUUUUCAUCGAAAUCAAUAAAAUUACGAAAUAAUGCUUAUUCAGUAUCAUCAAUAAAUUCCGUAAGUCGAUCAACAUUGAGUGAUUAUUUAUCAGGUUCGAAUGAAAAUCAACAAGAACAUAAUUCACCAAAUCGUACAUCUACAAUAAUAAAUCAUUUUCAAUCAAAUAUAGAUGAAAGAAAAUCUUCAAUUUCAUUAAAUUCUCAUAAACAUGAUGAAUUAAAAGAAACACCAUCAAUUUCAAUUCAUGCUACAACACCGAUUAUAUCUAAAGAACUUCGAAUACCAACACAAAACGAUUCGGAUGAAAUUGGCUUAGAAAUUAUUGAAUCUGAAAGUAUUCAUGAUAAUUAUCGAUCUCGAUCAACUACUAUUGAGCAUUAUGGAGAAGAUAGUAUUCAACAGCAAACAACGGAUAUAUCUCUUAUUACUCUAUCUCCUCAAUUACAUCUCCCACCUCCACUACCACCAUUACCACUUUCAGGUCGUUCAUUCUCCAAUCUAGAAUCCAACAUUCCAAUAAAACGAUCAUUUCCAUUAUCAAAUCUCUUAUUAGAAACAGGUGCAUUAGUUGUUGUUUUUAUUUUAUGUAUGGUACUUGUCUUAGCUAUAAAAGAAAAUCAAGCAAAUCUUCGAACAACAAUGCAGAUUGUUUAUACAUAUAUUUAUCUUAUUUCAAUUAUUUGGAUGAUUUGGUGUGCACUUGAUAUAAUUAAAUUUCGGCGUCAUUGGAUAAAAUUAACAGCACCAGCUCAUGAUCACGAAGAAUAUAUGGAUAUGGUUGAACAUAAUUCACUUCAUCUAGCAUAUUUUCCAGAUAUACAUAAUACUGGUGGUUUAUUUAUGAGAAUUGGAGCUGGAUUACUUUGUAUGGGUGGUCUUAUUUUAACAAUUAUUGAAUUGGCAAAAACAAUUGAAACGGUACGAAAUGAUCAAAUACAUCAUAGAGCAUCAGUAGCAAAUUAUUCCAAAUCAGUUUCUAUAGCUAGAUCAAUUAUGUUUAUAUUUCGUUUUAUUUUUCAUUGUAUACAAUUUACAUUUUUAUUUCGAUAUGGAAAUCUUAUUAUUGAUCGAUAUCAUUUUGCUGCAAGAGUUGGUCUUAUUCAUAUAGUUAUUGCUAAUUUUUGUACUUGGUUUGAAGCUAUUGUUAUUGAAACAUUAGAACAAAUACAUAAACAACCAGAUCAUAUAAGAUUAGCAAGUGUUCCACAAACUCUGGGUACAAUAAAUUUUACAUCAGUGGAAAUAACAAAUCUAACUUUGGGUAGAGUCAAUAUUUUCAAAAAUAUAUUAGCUGCUGCUCCAACUGAAGAAGAUCAUUCACAUAAUAGUACAACAACUGUACUUAAAUUUAUCGAAAAUGUUGAAUCACUUAUGGGUAGUUAUUUAUAUCCAUGUUUAAUUGAAUACAGUCUUAUAUGUGUAACUGUAUUUUAUAUUAUGUGGCGUAAUGUUGGUAAAACUAAAAAUCGAUCAUUUUUACAUUUUGCUGAUCGUCAUAUAUUUAGUAUAAAUUGUUCACGUGCAUCGUAUGGUUUAGUUUUUGGUGGAAUACUUUUUUUAUUAACAAUUUUAGCACUUAUACCAGCAAUUAUUGUUGAAACAUCGACAGCAAUACCCAUAACACAUAUAACUGAAUUUGUUCUACUUAUUGUUUCAUCAUCAAUAGUUUGUAUAUCAUUUAUAUAUACAACAAAGCUUUAUUAUGAUCGACAAGCACAUGUUGAUACAUUUGAUAGAAUAUUAAUUUUAAUAACAACAAUUGGUGAUUUUGCUUAUUCAUGUUUUGGAUUAUUUGCAUCAAUACUUGUUCAAACAUAUACAAUUCCAGUGCCAAGAUUUAUUGAAAUAUUAAUUCAUCUUUUAUCAAUUUUUCAAACAUUUUUUCAAUCAGCUUUUAUUUUGGAUGCAUUAAAACGACGUAUUAUAACAAAAAGUGAAUUUCGAAAAAAACCUGGGCGAGAAUUAAUAACAGCAUUGUUACUAAUUAAUCUUGCUAUAUGGCUGCAUGAUUCUUUAUCAGCAAAAAAAGUUCAACUUAAUCCAUUACAAACAGAUUAUUAUGAUGCUACUACAUGGUCAAUAGUUCAAGCAUUUACAUCUCCAUUAUCAAUAUUUUAUCGAUUUCAUUCGAGUGUAUGUCUUGCUGAUAUUUGGCAAGAAGUUUAUCAUAAUCAUGGAAAUCAUCGAUUAGAUCGUUCAAUAAAUACGAGUAAUAAUAAUAAUAAUCAACAUUAA